GAGAGUUGCAGUCACAGUCUACAUGGAAGGUUGUCCCAUCGGUAUCUAUUACUGACUUACCAUUAUUUGAAACUUUUUAUAUUUAUAGCUAUUUAUAUAUUUAAUUCUGUAUGUUUAUUCGUUUAUACAUACAUGUUUUAAGGACACGUGUGUUUUUCCGGCUGUAAUUCAUACUUUCCUGUGCAGUUAUCCAAUUCUAAGGGUCAUCACAAUGUGGUCUACAUGCAUAUGGAGAACAUUUUUUUGUAAUAGGGAUUUUUUUUUGACCUGAAGGAAACGUAAGUUAGCAUCGGGAUCAAGUGGAAUAGAAAUUUCAGCCUUUGCGUUGGACGGUGGUCCUCUAGCGCCCUCUACAGACAGUGCGGAGGAUUACGACACUACGUUAAGCAGGAUUUUUGAUCGUACGAUAAGCUAUGGCUGUAGCUGAUUCCAUGUACCCUGACUUGAUAUCAAGACAUUACAAUUUCACGGGGAAGCUGCGAAAGGUGGAGCAGGACUCGGGUUUGAAGGCAGACUCGGUGGUCUUCAUCAUUGUGUGCUGCUUCAUCAUCUUGGAGAACCUGAUGGUCCUGCUGACCAUCUGGAGGACCAAAAAGUUCCACAAGCCAAUGUAUUACUUCAUUGGGAACCUGGCACUGUCGGACUUGCUGGCCGGAGUGGUGUACACGGCCAACAUCCUUCUGUCGGGGGCAAACACAUACAAACUGACUCCAACGCAGUGGUUCUUCCGCGAGGGCAGCAUGUUCGUGGCUUUGGCAGCCUCCGUUUUCAGCCUGCUGGCCAUCGCCAUCGAGAGGCACCUCACCAUGCUCAAGAUGAAGCUCCACAACACUGGCAACACCUGCAGGGUCUUCCUGCUCAUCAGCACAUGCUGGUUCAUCGCCGCCAUCCUGGGUGGUCUGCCUGUCCUGGGGUGGAACUGCAUCGACAACAUGAAGAGGUGCUCCACCGUGCUGCCACUCUACCACAAGACCUACAUCCUCUUCUGCACCACCGUCUUCAGCGUCAUCCUCAUGGCCAUCGUCGUGUUGUACGCGCGAAUCUACGCGCUGGUGCGCACGCGCAGUCGCAAACUGGUCUUCCGCAAGGUGUCCAACGGCCGCAGCAACAAGAACUCGGAGAAGUCACUGGCCCUGCUCAAGACGGUCAUCAUCGUGCUGAGCUGCUUCAUCGCCUGCUGGGCCCCACUUUUCAUCCUGCUGCUGCUGGACGUGGCGUGCGAGAUCGGCAAUUGCGCCAUCCUUUACAAGGCAGAGUGGUUCCUGGCACUAGCCGUGCUGAACUCCGCCAUGAACCCGCUCAUCUACACCCUCACCAGCAAUGAGAUGCGUCGCGCAUUCAUCCGCAUGCUCGUCUGCAGCUUCUGUAGCCGACCCGGUGGGAAAUUCACCCGGCCCAUAAUUGGCGCCGAGUUCAGCCGCAGCAAGUCGGAUAAUUCCUCCCACCCCAACAAGGAGGAGCCUGAGUACUCUCCACGGGAGACGGUGGCCUCCUCUGGGAAUGUCACAUCAUCCUCCUAAGGGACCUCCCCCCCCCCCCCACGCUGAUUGGCGUUUCACUCUACACUAAUUUGUGAAUGUAUACAUGUAUGUAUGCCCUGGGCUUCCUCAGAGGACACCCGCGAUGUCAAAGAACCCCAGAAGGAGUUCAGCGAGUCAUGAGGAGUGCCACGUGAAACGAAAGCGAAAAACACAUACAACCAGCAGCUGUAUGAACUGGCUGCAGUCUGCGGAGAUGUUGUUGUACGUCUUUCCUAAUGGCUGAAGGACUGACGGCCCCAGACACUUACUUGCCAUGAUUUUCCAUAGGGAAACACUUAGCACAUGAUUGUAACCUUCGUCGGUCAGUAUUACCUGUGUGAGUUUAAUUUUAUUUUCGUUAGCAAUGCACUUGUUGGAAUUGUGCAAAUAAAAAACUUCUAAGCAUUACUGACACUCUCUAAAAUGUGUUUUUCAAGAAGGAGUGAAAUUAGAUGCUAGUUAUUAUUGCUGUUAUUAUUGAAACAUUUCAGAAAUACAGCUAAUGAAGGACUUUUCUCUGAAGUAACUCGGAAGUUUAGUACAGUGGAAAACCAACCCCUGAUUGAGAAUGUUUCUCAUUAAAUUUUAUACUUUCACCAACAUUGGAUAAACAUUUAUCGUCGUAGCAAUGCUCUGUAGAUGCAAUAACAGUUUGUUUUCUGAAGCAUUUCAAAUGGGCUACAUAGUGAUAGAAACCCAAAGGAAGUUCUUACAUCAGCCGUACUUAUGUUGCCUUGUAGGGGGUUUCCAUGGAGACGAUAUUAAAUAUCUUGAGACACUGAUACCUUGAAAUAUAAAGUGGUCCGUCAUUGAAAUACUCAGUGACAGACUGACAGUAUUUUGGCUUAGCAUCCAUUGGCAAUAUGAGAAAGCAAGGCAGUGUUUCCCAAUCCGGUCCUCAGACACCCACAGAUAGUCCACAUUUUUGCUUCCGGUCUGGUAGGGAGCUCAAAGGGAGCAAAAACAUGGACUGACUGUGGGUCCCUGAGGACCACAUUGGGAAACACUGCUUUAAAGGCAAAGUUGUGUUUUGUCUGGUCACAUGCAAAACUACCAUCCAAUUUGUGUACAUCAUGUGACAGACCAGAGAUGGACAGUCCACAACAUUCACUUGCAAACUGAAACCUGUAAUUAAAUCGGACCUGUUCUUCCCUAGCACCUGUUCUUUCUGGCUGGAGAUGGAUUUUGGCUUUGUGUUUGUGGCAAUAAUAACGAGAGUAUUUAAAUGUAAGGUGAAGAAGCAGCCAAAACUUUUAGCACAUGCUAAAAAUUUCCUAUGGAAACUCCCAUUGUGUAUUUUUUUGUAAAAUGUUUAAAUGUUAUACUUUUCAACAUCCUCUUCUGUCCAGUAUAAAGGCUUCAUACCGAAGCACGUUCAUUACUGUUAAUUUGCCAAAACGUUUUUCUCUCAUUCGACCAUGUUGUCCCACUUCUUAUUUGCACACUUUAAUAUUUGUGGUAUUUGUGUAAUUGUAUUUGUUAGAUGUUAAUAAAAUAAUUCUUAAAAGUG
This is a messenger RNA of Paramormyrops kingsleyae, 3030 nucleotides long. It is a transcript of the gene s1pr1, whose product is annotated as sphingosine-1-phosphate receptor 1. Gene Ontology annotation, cellular component: membrane. Gene Ontology annotation, biological process: G protein-coupled receptor signaling pathway. NCBI's taxonomy places the organism in Eukaryota, Metazoa, Chordata, Actinopteri, Osteoglossiformes, Mormyridae. Gene Ontology annotation, molecular function: sphingosine-1-phosphate receptor activity. The record is from RefSeq and is a predicted model, not a curated record.